UGCAAGGAGCUGGCUGGCUCCUUGAUGCUGAUGUGCCCAUGCCCAUGUGUGUGUGUGAGUGCCCACCCAUAUAUAGCUUUCUCCCUCUGGCUCCUUGCUCCCCUGCCAAUAGUUGAUCCGUCCAGCAGCAGCAAGCAACCAGGUUCAGGUUUGAUCCUCUAGCCUUUGCGGUUGCGUCCGUCGAUUUGUCUGCCAUGGAGGGAGGAGGCGCUCCUUCCGUCCAGGACGUGUGGGACUGGGAGGUGCUGCCUGACGAACACAGGAGCUUCUACGCCGAGAGCAGGGCUGCAUCCCGUGCCCACGGCAGCGGCGAGGUUCUUGCCGAUCACGAAACCGAGGAACCGAUCCUGCCUCCCCCGUCACAAGUGGACGCUGGUAAUGUUGACGAGUGUAAGGACAUCGGCGUCGACGUCGUGCCGGCCGAGCCCAGAUCAACUAAAGAGGGUAAAGAUGAAGAACCCACGGUGACGGAGCUGCUAGUCUCUGACGGCGACGGGCAGGACAAGUUCCAGGCCUGUGACGACGCCAAGGAGGUGGACGACGAUGGCAAGCAGAUGGCUGCGGCAGAGGCAGUGGAAUCAGCGCUUCCUCCUCACGAGUUCGCCGCGGGAGAGGAGGAAGAGGGCAAGAAGGAGGAGGACGGCGCGCCGCCGGAGUGCGUGGUGUUCAGCGUGGGGAAGCUGCGCGUGAACGCGGUCGGGGCGCUUUGCUCGUUCGGGGUGGCGGCGGCCACCGUCUGCGUGUUCCUCGUCGGCGGCAGGCUGCAGCACCACAAGCAGCACCAGCAUCAGCAGCAGCAGAAGAUCCAGCUGCAGUUCCUUGGCGAUGAUAAGAGAAUUCAGCAGGUGGUGCAGCAGACAUCGAGGCUGAACCAGGCCAUGUCAUCUAUGAUGGGGGCAGGCGCGUCCACAAGGGCCAACAUAUCGUUCGGUGGCUUCUACGACGGCUUCUGAUCCACCCGCCCGCGAUUCAACUCUCGGAUCAAGCACAAGCUGCUGGAUUCAACUACGUACAUCUGAUGAAGAAAAAGCUAGCUCAUGCGUUAUAGCAAAUCAGCAGCCUUGGUAGUGGUUGUCAUGUACGUAUAACAUAGAUCACGUGUCGUGUUUGUACAUAAUGCACGAUAUACUGGGUGUAAAUAAUUGGGACCGUGGCCGGGCCGGCUGUAUGUGUAUGCAGAUGAGGAUGGAUUCAUUAAUAGAUUUGUUAUUAAGUUCA
Molecule: messenger RNA, 1218 nt
Organism: Hordeum vulgare subsp. vulgare (domesticated barley)
Lineage: Eukaryota; Viridiplantae; Streptophyta; Magnoliopsida; Poales; Poaceae
Exons: 3
Coding region: 195-953 (252 amino acids)
Source: RefSeq, a predicted model, not a curated record